This is a messenger RNA of Sapajus apella (tufted capuchin), 6871 nucleotides long. RefSeq names its product secretion regulating guanine nucleotide exchange factor (gene SERGEF). The coding region runs from base 161 to 1303 and encodes 380 amino acids. Lineage: Eukaryota; Metazoa; Chordata; Mammalia; Primates; Cebidae. The transcript is spliced from 12 exons. The record is from RefSeq and is a predicted model, not a curated record.
UAGGCCCGCGGGCCCCUUCCCACCACAGACCCCGCCCCGCGCCCACGCGAUCCCGCGUCCCCGGUCCAGUCCUCGCGCCAGGAGUUCCCGCGCCCACCCGUCCCCAACAGGCCCCGCCCGCGUGCGAUCCCUCCCGGAAGCGCCGGCGGAGCGUCCUCGCAUGGAGCGCCCUCGCAUGGAGCGCGAGCCCAGCGCCUCGGAGGCCGCCCCCGUGGCGGCCGCGCUCUUCGCCUGGGGUGCAAACAGUUAUGGGCAGCUUGGCCUUGGCCAUAAGGAAGAUGUGCUAUUGCCCCAGCAACUGAAUGAUUUCUGUAAACCCAGGUGUAUCAGGAGGAUCACAGGAGGAGGGGGCCAUUCUGCAAUUGUCACAGAUGAAGGGGACCUCUUUGUUUGUGGCCUGAACAAAGAUGGGCAACUGGGGCUUGGUCACACAGAGGAUGUCCCAUAUUUUACUCCCUGCAAAUCCCUCCUUGGCUGUCCCAUCCAACAGGUGGCCUGUGGCUGGGAUUUUACCAUUAUACUCAUUGAAAAUGGUCAAGUUCUAUCAUGUGGAUCCAACUCCUUUGGCCAGUUAGGAGCUCCUCAUGGACCUCGAAGAUGUGUGGUUCCCCAGGCCAUUGAGCUCCAUGAAGAGAAGAUUGUUUGUAUUGCUGCUGGACUGAGGCAUGCAUUAGCUGCUACAGUGAGUGGCAUCGUGUUCCAGUGGGGGACUGGUUUGGCAUCAUGUGGACGACGGUUGCGCCCUGGGCAGACUCUUCCACUAUUUUUCACAGCAAAGGAACCGAGCAGAGUGACAGGUCUAGAGAAUUCUAAAGCAAUGUGUGUUAUUGCUGGCUCAGACCACUCAGCUUCGUUAACAGAUGCUGGAGAGGUGUAUGUUUGGGGAAGCAACAAGCAUGGGCAACUGGCUACUGAGGCUGCUUUCCUUACUGUGCCUCAGAAAAUAGAAGCACAUUGUUUCCAGAAUGAAAAGGUCACUGCCGUCUGGAGUGGGUGGACACACCUGGUUGCUCAGACAGAAACUGGGAACGUGUUUACCUGGGGCCGAGCAGACUAUGGUCAACUAGGGAGGAAGUUGGAGACUUAUGAAGGCUGGAAACUAGAAAAGCAAGAUUCAUUUCUCCCCUGUUCAAGACCACCGAACAGCAUGCCUUCAUCUCUGCAUUGCUUAACUGGAGCUACUAAGCUACUGCCCCAGCUACCAGCUAGAGGAGUCACUCCCGACAACUAUUUCAAGGUCUCAUGUGGCUCAGAGCAUAAUUUGGCAGUAAUUGUGCCUGGGACCUGGCUUAUAGACUGCUGAAUGAAUGGUUUCAGAGUCAGGAAAGGUGAGUGUAGUCACCGGGCUCUGCACAUACGUAACUGCCUGCCAGCUGGGAGCAAGAGGCUCUCCAUCACUGGAGGAAUGAGGUCCUUAGUGGGUGCCCUGCAGGGUGCAAGCUUUGUGACAGGAAGCUACAAGAAGCUACCUGUUAGCCCUGGCAGGAGGCCAGCAAGAGACAAGUUGCAGGUGGAGAAGAGUUCCUACUAGCUUAAAGCCAUGUUUCUCCACGGCGUUGAGCUCCUCCCUCAACCCUACUACCUUGGCCUGCUUUAGAGAGAUUUCCCUGCCUUCAGUCUCAUUCCCUGAACUCUAGCCCUUCAGUGCCUGGUGCUAUGUCCCACAUGUAAAAUGCACAAAAUAGUUAUAGAAUAGACUAGAAGAGAAUAUAAAGCAGCCAAACUUUGCCCAAGCAUAGAAGCAACCUUAAUGUCUAAUGAAUGUGUGAGAGAUGAAUCAACUUGGAAAUGGAGGUGAAACAGAAUGGUGAAAGGACACAAUUGAGAACCUACUGUCUUAGGUUAAUGGACGCAACUCAUUGAAAUAUAUUUGUUGUGUGGGAUUAAAUGGGUUAAACAGGUUGCAGAGGUAAGUUGUAGUGCUACCUGAACAAUGGGCUCACUGUCCAGUGUAUAUUAGAAGCGAAUGCUGUGACACUGGCUUUGAGAAAGGAAAAAGCUUUAUUGUGAGUCAGCUGACAAGGAGACAGGGAGGCAACACUAGAUCCAUCUCCCCAGUCUGGGAGUGGGUCAAGCUUUUAUGGCAUUUAAAACUAAUCCCAGGUGAUGCCAGUGAAGCAGGUCAGCCAGGCUGGUGGUGGUAACAAUUAGGUUGCUAAAGCUUUUCUCCUGAGCAUGCCGGGUAACUUUGGCUCUGCAUUACCCAUAACUUAAUAGUGGUUAAUUGGUUUGAGCUGGUCCUACGGUUACAGCAGUAAAUAGUAGAGCUGGCAGCCUGACUUCCAAAAUGCGCCUUCCACCCUAUCAUUUCCUAUGGCCUGAAGCAAUAUGGGUAGUAUGGGUAGCAGUUAAGAAGAGCUCAGGCAUUGGGGUCAGAUUGCCUGGAACCAGAUUCUGCCUCCUACACUUAUGAGUUGUGUAACCUGUGUAAGUGGUUUAACUUCUUUGUGUCUUGAUCACUUCAACUGGGAUAUCAUAUUAUUGCCCUCAUAGGGUUAUUAGGUAAAGUGCUAAGAACAAUGCCUAACACAAAAGUAAAGACUCAGCAAAUGUUAUAUGCUAUUAUUAUUAUUCUAAAUUAAGACAUCAAGGAAGGAAAUAAUUAUAAGAUGACUACAUGAAAGCCUGAGGCAAGGGUAGGAAUCUCAGGAGCUAGAGAAGAAAGUGUCUUUCCCAGCCAGGAUAUCAGGGUCCACAGCAGGAUCUCAGCAUAGCUGCAGGAUGGAUUGUAAGCUGGAGCCUGGGGUUCCCCUCAUUGGGGAUUCUGGACAUCCAAGCAGCCCUGGAAACAGUGCUAGCCCAGGUUUGUUCAAGGACAGGAUUCUGCUAUUCAUUGUCGCAGACAGGGACUCAGGUACUGCAUGUUGCAGCCUGAAGCAAGCCACAUGGAAGCCACAGUUCAGUUUCUUGUGAAGAUGGAAAUUCUACUCUGGUGCUUCUGGGUUUCUUUGUUCCCCUUCUUUUGAAAUUUGGUUUAGUUAUUUCCUUAGUUUUCCAAUUAACUUUCUCUUGACAUGUUUUGUCUUUGCUACCAGGUACCCUCAUGGCUAGACAUGGUGGUGAGGUGGUAUGAGUUCCUGCUUUAGACUAAGGAAGAACUGUUGGAGCUGAGCAUAGAGAGACUCAGGUGACAAUCAGAAAAGAGAGAGACAAGGCCAUUGACCAUAGCUGGCUUGGCCACUCUCAACCUAUGUGCUUUGUACAAUCACUCUGCCUCACUGAGCCUGAUUCCUCAUCUGUAAAAUCGACAUCAUGAUACCCACUCCCAGAUGUUGUUCUUCCCAAUGGCAUAGGUAUGUCAAGUGCAUGCUCAGUACCUGCCAUGUCAUAGGUGCUCAGCAGGUGCUUGUCUACUUGGCUGCUUCACUAGUUCACUUUCUUCCUUUCCACCCAGGAUUUCUUUCCACAUCUGACAAAGCUCACUCAUCAACUCCCGUUUGUGGGCAUAGGCUGAGGUGAAUUGAGGGCAUGUGGCCAUCACUUGCUGAGAAGAUCCCUGCCUUUCAGAGUCGGGGUCCCCAGAUCCAGCUCUGUUUUCAGGCCCCUCACCUCUGUGUCUGGAUGAAUUGGCUCCAGCUGUUGUGCUUCCACCAGGAGCAGGUUAUUUUGGCUUGAAUGGGCAAUUUGUUUGCUUUCUCCCCUGAUGUGCAGUUGUUUUGUCUUCCCUUCCUGCAGAGAAAAAAGCUGACUGCGUUUCCUCUCUCCCUGUUCCACACAGACCCUUGGAAGGAUUUUAUUGGUGGCCUUUUCCUGGAGCACUCAGGCUUGCCAGACAGGCAUUGUUAACGGGUUGGUUAUUGGCAGGAAAGUGUGAUGCCUCCUCCUUCUCCAAGCAGAGCCAGUUCUUUUACUAAAUUGGAGCUAUAAUCUAUGCACAGAUUUUUUUUUUCAUUUCACAGAUAAUUUCCAAUUGUUGAACCAUUCUACCUUUAUAAUAUGUAUGGCAGAACAUCCGACCUUGGCAUGAAACCCAUCAAGCAAUUUCAUGUAAUAAUUUAAUAGCAAAAUAGAGAAAUAACUCUUUUUUGGCACUGGAUAUUCUACUGAGCAGUGAUAUUGCCAACCCUAGGAUCUUGAAGAGAGCUUAGAGGCAGAUAUAAACUUCUAUGUUUCUAUGCACAACGUGAUAGGCAGAAUGUAAAUGCAUUACCAAUCUCAUCCCAUUUAAUCCUCACAGCAAAUUGAUGAGCUGGUACUCUGGUUAAUCCCAUUGUCUAGGUAAGGGAAAAUGAAGCCAAUGGUGAACAAUUUACCCCACCCAGGUCACAAGAAUAGGAAGAAUUUGUGUCAGGUUUUUUACCCAUGCCUCUAAUUUCAGAGCCUGUGAACUACUACCCAAUGCUGCCUUCCUGUAAACUGGUGACAGUCUGGCCUGUUUUUAAAGCCACCAGAUAGGAGUAUUUCAUCUUUUUGUUUUAAAAUAAAAAACUCCCUUCCAUGCUAUCUCCUUCUGUCCAGUCCUCCAAAAUCCUUCUACCGCACGUGCAGCUAAUGGCUGUUAUUAGUUUCUUCUGUAUCCUUCUAGUGUUCUUUUGCAUAUGUAAGAUAGGUUUUUAUCCUUGUUUUUACAUAAAUGGUAGCAUACUAUACACAUUUCUCAGUGUCUGAGUUUUCCCAACAAUUUUUUCUGGGAGAUCUUUCCGUAUCAGUAUAAAAGCUGUCCUAGUUCUUUUUUAUACAGUUACAUAAUAUUCCAAUGUUCCUAUGUACCUUGAUUUAUCUGACUAGUACCCUAUUCUUGGACAUUUAUGUAAUUUCUAGUCUUUUGUUAUUAUAAGCAAUGCUAUAGUGAAUGACCUUCUAUAUAUUUUAUUUCAUGUGUAGGAGAGUACAAUUGUAGGAUAAAUUCCUAGAAGUGAAAUUACUGUGUCAAAGAGUAAAUGUAUUUGUAAUUUUGCAAUAUACUGCAAAAUUGGCCUCCAUAGGGGCUAUACCAUUUUUCACUCCCAUUAGCAAUGCAUAAGGGUGCUUAUUUCUUGCAGCCUCACUAAUAGGAUAUGUUAAGAAACUUUUGGAUUUUUGCCAGUCUGAUAAGUGAGCAACUACUCAGGGUAGUUUUUGUUUAUGUUUUCAAGUUGAAGUAUAACACAUAUAGUCUACUAAAGUGCACAAAUCUUAAGGGUUCAGACUGAUGAAUUUUUACAUAUGCAUAUACUUAAGAAAACACCACCCAGAGCAAGAUAGAGAACAUUUCCAGCACCCUGGAAGACUAGCUGAUGCUCCAUCUCAAUCUGUAACCCACCCCCAGAGAUAACCGUUCUUCUGACUUCUAUCUACAAAGAUGCCUGUGUUCAAACUUCAUAUAAAUGGUGUUUGGCUUCUUUUGUUCAACACAUUGUGUCUAUAAGAAUCAUUUACGUUGUGUAUAGCAGUAAUGUUUUAAUGCUCAGUAAUAUUCUACUGUGUAAAUAUACUGCAACUUAUUUAUCCAUUUAACUGUUGAACAUUUGGGUUGUUCCAAUUUGGGGAUGCUCUGUACAUUCUUAUACAUGCCUUUUGGUAGACAUAUACAUUUAUUUCUCUUGGAUCCAUGAUUAAGACUAGGAAUUCUAGUUCAUGUUUAGUAUUAGUAAAUACUCUGCAACAGUUUUUAAAGUAGUGGCACCAAUUUACACCCCCAGCAGCAAAGAGAGUUCCAUUUGUGCUAUAUUCUGGCCAGAUAUUUUCAAUCUUAAAGAUUUAGGCAAUUCUGAUGAGUAUGGAGUAUGUAAUAUCACUGAGUUUAAUUUGCAUUUCUCUCAUAACUAAUGAUAUGGAGUACCUUUUUAUAUGCUUAUAGGCCAUUUGGAUGGCUUCUUUUGUCAAAUCCAAAGACUUAAGUCUGAAGACUUUAAGUCUUUGCCCAUCAUUUUAAGUUGGGUUUGUCUAUAUUUUUCUUAGUGAUUUAUAGGCAUCCUUUGUAUCUUGUGGAUUCCAGUCCUUUGUUGGGUAUGUGUUUUGCAAGCAUCUUCUCCAACCCAGUGGCUUAUUCUUUUACUCUCUUAAUUGUGUCUUUUGAUGAAUUUUUUUUAAAAUGAAGUCCAGUUUAUUGACUGUUUCUUUAAUGGUUUGAGGUAUUUGAGCCCUAUUUAAGACAUUUUUACCCAUUCCAAGAUCAUGAAAGUAUUCUUUUAUGAUUUCUUUGUGAAGCUUUAUUAUUUUGCCUUUCAUAUUUAGGCCUAAAAUCCAUCUCAAAUUCAUUUUUUUAAACAUUUACCAUUGAAUUGUGAAGGCACCUUUGUUAUAAAUCAAGAGGCUGCAUUUAUGUGCGAAUGUGCUUUUAGGUUCUCUCUUUUUCAUUAGUUUUUCUGUUUGUAUACUAGUACACACCAGCUUGAUUGUUGUAGCUUUAUAAUAAAUCUUGAUAAAUGGAAUUAUAAGCCUUCUUACUUUGUUUUUUUUUAAAGAUUAUUGUGGCCUUUUUAAUCUAUCUAAUUUUAGUCAUAAAUGAAGGUUGAGCAUCUUUUUAUAUGUUCAAAAACCAUUUGUAUUUUUUCUUUUAUGAAGAGUUUUUCACACCCAUAUUAGUUUUUUGUUGUGGCUAUAACAAAUUAUCAUAAAUUAAAUGGCUUAAAACAACACAAAUGUAUUAUCUUCGAGUUUGAGGUCAGAAAUCUAAGGUGGGUCUCACUUGGCUAAAAUCAAGCUGUCAGCAGCCUUCAUUCUUUUCUGGAGGUUCCAGAGAGAAUUCAUAUUCUUACCUUUUCUAGCUUCGAAAGGCUACCUAUGCUCCUUGACUUGUGACACCUUCCAUCUUCAAAGCCAGCCAUGGCUUUUCAAGUUUUUCUCCUACUGCAUCACUCUGGCACUGACUUUUCUGUUCACUUUUCUACAUUUAAGGACCCUUCUGAUUACAUUGGCCCUGCCUGGAUAAUCUAGCAUAAUCUCCCUG